CCCCAGAGGCGAUGGCGGGCGGGUGGGGGUCGGCGUAUGCUGCAAUAGCCGGCCUGUUGGGGGCGCUGGCGGCCUGUUCAGCCAAGCUCGCCCUGGGCGCCGAUUACCUGCAGGGAAUCUGCGUGGCUGCCGCCGGGUCCUCAGCCGGUCAUUGCGACUGGUUAUCCGUCAUGCUUCGAGCAGGAUGUGGUGGUCUGGUGCUUGCCUGCAAUGCCAUAAUGUGGACUUUCUUUGCCAAAGCCUUAAAAUCCUCCUCCUCUUCAGCGACAGCAACUGUGACGUCAACCGCUUCCAAUUUCAUCUCUUCUGCCGUUCUUGGCAAUUUGCUGUUUGGAGAGACCCAUGCCCUAUUAUGGUGGAUAGGGAUAUCCAUUACACUCUUCGGACUUCUGCUGCUCCACACUGCCCCACCUCCACCAGAAGAACAGAAACACCCGAAGGAAAAGAAAACAUAGAACCGGUUACGAUGUCCCCUGUACCAGAGCAGUGGUCCAUCUUAUCCAGCACAGAAGACCCAACUAGUUGCCCUGGAGGGUGAAUGAGCAGACUGUAGAAGCAAGACCUUCCUCUGAUGCUUCCUCCUAAGGAGGUUUACUGUCUCUGAAUGCAUAUGCUCUCUGUGACCUUCUUGGCUUGUAGCCAUUGAUGGAAAUCUGGCUAAUUCCCUUUCAAAUCCAUCUGUGCUACGGUAACAACCAUCACUACAUGUACUGGCAAGGAAUUCCACUUUUCUUACUUGUUGAGUAAAGAAGCUCUUCCUCAAAGGAAAAGCCUCAAAGGACUUUCUGUUCAUGUCAUGAACAGGAAAUUACACCAGAACAAAGACUUUUGGUUUUCUCUAGCAAUGGUUUCUCUGGUUUUGUUUGCAUAUAGAUGGAUUUACUACUGAUACUAUGUAAUGGAGUUCUGCAAAGACUGUGAUUAUAGUCAUGGUUGUGGCAAACUCCAGUGCAUCGAACCAUGAAGGAAGAGGGCCGUUGAGACGGGUUGUUGUCAGCUCUAUGGUCUCUAAGGAAUGCUGCAGAGGUUUUAGUAAAUAAUAGGAUUUAAUACAGAACUGAAGGGUGGAGCUUUGCAAGACUCGCUGGACCAAAUGUUCUUUCUCAGUUUAAUACACUACUAUAUCCUUCAGAAUCUUUCAGCUGGGCUUCUGAUUUCAAAUUUUUAACAACUAAUUCUACACUAAUGUGUUCUUCAUGAUUGACAGGACCUGCGUGUAUUUUGUAUUCAGAUAUGUUUGCUUCGUGCAUGACCUGGUAUUGCUUCUUCUGUUCCAGUGUACUGCAUUAAAGAUUAAAAGAAAGGAGCCCUACCUGAUGCAAUAUGGACUGACAGUUCUGGAAACAUUGCUUGGUGUAGUCAUGUGCUAACCUUUGUAUCCAACUGAGUUCCUGACCUCGUGUGAUCUGAGUACUAAGGCCUUGUGGUCUGUCCGAGUAAAGUGUUUGACUCAGUCACUGUUAAGCCUGGGUUCAAACCCCCAUAACUGUAGAGUCAUUUUUUGUUAGGCUUACAGCCCCAUCAAGAGCUGUAGGGUGGUUGGGGUCUAUGCAGCUUUUAUGCCACUCACCUGCUUCAAUGGGCUUUCCUGUGAUGCAGGAAGUUUGAGCAGUAACCCCCCCUCCCGAAAAAAAAUCCUCACCUCACCCCCUCCGCCCACACAUUUGCCCCUUGCACCAAUGGAAUGGGCAUUUCUGCUGGUGCAGGGGCAUGUCACCUCCAGAAGGGAAUUCACCCCCACUCCCAAAUGGGGCUGUUGGUUUGCCAACUAAAAUAAAAACAGAAAAGCCUUCUUCUCAAAACUCAGUGACAUGUUCAACUUCUCCCAUCUCUGCAUGUCUUCAUUUAUACUCGUCCAGACCUUUUGGGUAAUUCUCCUUAUAAAGUCUCAUUAUACUUA
Messenger RNA from Sphaerodactylus townsendi, 1900 nucleotides. RefSeq names its product transmembrane protein 42 (gene TMEM42). Bases 12 to 455 code for a protein of 147 amino acids. The transcript is spliced from 3 exons. Lineage: Eukaryota; Metazoa; Chordata; Lepidosauria; Squamata; Sphaerodactylidae. The record is from RefSeq and is a predicted model, not a curated record.